AGGCGCGGCUCCACUGUGCGCAUGCGCGGAUGUGAGCGGCUUGGCGGGGUGUUUGAGCUCAGUUCCGGGUUUAACACACAGUUUAUAUUCCUGUUAAAUGCUGGAACUCUGUUGUGUUGCAUUAAGAGAGAAGAUGGUGGAAGGACCGGGCUGCGCUCUGAACGGAGAGAAAAUCCGCUCCACAGUGCAGGAGGGACAGAAAGUGCUGCAGAUCAGAGGACAUGCGGGAGACGUGUUGCAGUGUUUCAGUAGCUGUGUGUACUCCGGAGUGCAGACUCUCGGUAAAGAGCUCUUCCUGUACUUCGGAGGCCGAGCGCUGAGGCUGCACUUCGGGAUGGACGGCUCGAUGCGUAUAAACCCAGCGGAGAGAAAAGACAGCAGAGGAAAUCCUCCGACUCUCGUCAUCUCUCUCGCUGAAGACACGCUGGCUUUCUACAACACCACUGCUGAAAUUCGACUCUCAGAGGACUGCAGGGAGAAGGUGCGUCUCAUGGUGAGUCUGGACGUCUGCUCCCCGAGCUUCAGUGUGUGUGGUGCGGUGGAGGCGGUGUGUAGAGAGCGCGGCCGCAGUGUGUGUGACGUUCUGCUGGAUCAGUCGGUUUUACCCGGCGUCGGGAACAUCAUCAAGAACGAAGCGCUUUUCCUCAGUGCUCUUAAUCCUGCAGUCAAGGUGAGUGAGCUGAAGACGGAACUCGUCCAGCACCUGGUGAAAAUGACGCGGGAGUUCACGCUGCUCUUCUACCAGUGUCGUAAACGCGGCUCGGCGCUCUAUAAGCACUGUAAGGUGUACAAGCGCUCCAGCUGUGGUCAGUGCAGUGCUGCCGUCACCGUGUGUCGCUUAGGGAACGAUAACAGGAUGACGUACUUCUGCUCACGCUGCCAGACUAAAGAUCCGACUGAAAUCGACAUCAGUAAACUCCCCAGUCUCAACACUUUACCGAGAUGGACGAGUCAGAGAUCCGUGCAGGACGUCGACUGUGUCGCCACAAAAGAGGAAGAAGAGUGGUCAUGUGACCUUUGCACGCUGGUUAACCGACCAAUCGUCAAGUUCUGUGAAGCGUGUAUGAGUCCUCGACCUCUGGCUCGUACAGACGCAGUGAAGGAUCCUCCCUUCUUUAGUGCACUUAUCCGCUUCCCUCACAACACUUUCUCCAAACCGCAGCAGGAAGUGAAGCUCCACCGCAGAGCUGCGUUCGGGAACACCACCCUCGUCCUGUCUGACCUCGGCCCCGGACCCGCUACGCCUCCGAGUCACGCCAGCGGCCGCAGGAGCGGCGUAGGGCUAGGGAGCGACUCCAGCACUGCUGGGAUUGGGACACAGCCCGCAGGAGCUCAUAUCAGCAAACGAGCCUCGCCUGGAUUUCCCAGCAUUCCUAGCAAGAGGAGGAAGACGGAGAGUGAACGUCUGACAGGAGGACAGCAGCAGGAUGAAAACCAGCACACGUCAAGCAGUGGCACUACUUCACUACCCACAAUCCCUUGCUGCACCACUCACCGCCGUCCCGGCGUCCUCAGGGUGGUCACUAAAGAGGGAGAGAAUAAAGGCAGGCACUUCUACACCUGCGCCCUUCCCCGAGGCUCCCAGUGUAACUUCUUUGAGUGGGCUGAUCUGCACUUCCCCACGUGUCAUCACGCUAAACGCACCCUGAUGAGAACCGUCCUGAAGCCGGGGCCGAAUAACGGGCGACGUUUUUACGUCUGUCCGCUGAAACAGGGGAAACAGUGCGAGUUCUUCCAGUGGGCGGAGAAAAGCUCGUGAGCCAAUCAGCUGCUCACACGUCACACGUCAUCACACACAGUUACACCCGGCACUGUGGGUUAUUUUAUUAUAAACAUUUCAUUUAAAUAUGCAAAGAUAAAUCAUUUCUUUUUUAAUGUAGCUGCUUUCUUUGGUUCCAUUUAAUCAAAUAUAGAUAAAAAAAUUCAACACUUUUCAUUACAUUAAUAAAAAGGUUCUUUAGGAAUGCAAGUUAUAUUUGUAUACAAUAAUUAUUUACAUUUUCCCCCAAUUUCUGGAAGUUUUUACAUUUUCUGAAUACAUAAUCUACAUUUUUAUUUUUGAAAUAGAU
Molecule: messenger RNA, 2069 nt
Organism: Pangasianodon hypophthalmus (striped catfish)
Lineage: Eukaryota; Metazoa; Chordata; Actinopteri; Siluriformes; Pangasiidae
Gene: neil3
Product: nei-like DNA glycosylase 3
Exons: 10
Coding region: 98-1759 (553 amino acids)
Biological process (GO): base-excision repair
Cellular component (GO): nucleus
Molecular function (GO): DNA N-glycosylase activity; zinc ion binding; DNA-(apurinic or apyrimidinic site) endonuclease activity
Source: RefSeq, a predicted model, not a curated record